GGCAUUGCCAUGGCGCUCAAAUCCGGUGUAUUCGCUUGCCUCAUCCUUGCAUUGCGCGUGAGCUGCGACAACGUCAUGGCACACCCCUGCUGGAGACACAUCGAGACUAUGACUUCAGAGCCAGACCAAAACACGCUGAACGUCCAGAUUGAGAAGCUGCAAGUAUGGAAUUUCAGCAAGUAUGCCAAGUGCGCAGUGCGACAAAGACCUGCGCGCAUGGGAGGGCUCCCAAUCUCAGAGGAGCAGUAUGUGGUGCUUGCAGAGCGGGCUCUGAAGAUUUGGUACGCUGUGACUUUGGCGCACCCCAUGAAGAAUUAUUCUCCCAGUGAAGAGCUGGACCUUGUGUGGCAUUGCCAUAUUUUGGACAUGCGCAACUACGCCGACUUCCAGCAACAGCUGGGGACAGAAAUUGGGCAUGUGCCAAGUGGAGAUGAGGAAACAAACGAUCUGGCACAGACUGAGAGCGUCUUGAAUGCGGUGUCAACUAUUUUGGAUACCAAACUUUUGAAUACCUUCUUCUCUGAGUCCGUGCCCUUGAUGGUCGAACCGGAACCGUGGAGGAAGACAGGCCGGAAAGCCAAGGAGGAUCAUUGGCUGGGGCUUUGUGACGGAGCUCUGGUUGAGCUGGCGGUCUAUGAUGACCGAGGCAACGGUCAAGGACGGCUAGUGGCCCAGCUGAGUUCAAAAGGAGAUGCAGGAGCUCAUGACGAAGGUGAGGUCUGGAUGUCGAAGAUCCUGGCCGUGGAGGGCCCAUACUUCGACUGGUGGGUUGACACUACCUAUCCAGAUCACCGGGCAGCUUUGCAUGCCUGUGCACGACAGGCUGGCAGAUGCACAGUGGGAACGCUCUACAGAAAUGCCUUGCACAUGGAUGUUUUUCGACUGCUACCAGGUCGUAGCGCCAUGAGUUUGAAGUGGCCGUCAGACGAUGAAAAGGCCCGCAUUGAAGCAGUGAUCAACGCCUUUUCUCCUCCUGAGAAAGCGCCUGGGGAUCCUUCCUCGGGUGGCAACCUUGGGAAGAGGGGAGGCGAAGUCGCUGCUGGAGCGGAAGGCAUUGAGGGGCUGGCUGGAGCUCUUGGCACGGAGAUGAGGGCGGAAGGAGGAAAUCAGGCGCCCUGUGACGAGCCCCGUAAACGGAAGCAUCCAGAAAAGCCAAAGAAAAAAGAGAGCGGGGAGCGACGUGAAGGGCUUGAGGCCGUCCUUCAAGGCCGUAAGGCUGCUGCCCCGGAGUUGUCAGCCCUCAAGCUGCCCCAAAAGAGUAAGGGAGAGAAAAAGAAAAAGAAAAGGAAGCAGAGGAGCCGCAGGAAGGAGAAAGAGGAGAGCCAGGGAAGUUCUACCUCGAGCUCCUCCUCGGGAGGUUCAAGCACGGAAGAGUCAGUUUUUCGACUGGCCGCCCUGCCGCAGGGGGUGGACAAGCUUCAACGCUUGCACCAGGAGAGGCCAGGUGUACUGGCGAAUCUCACCCUGAAGCGCUUCAGCGAACUGCUGAGCAGGAGCGUAGGCGGGGGAACGGCCGAUUCAGCCUCGGACCUUCCAGCAGUGGCCCGGGCGUACUUGACCCAGAUUUACCUGGUGAAGUCACCCGAGACGCAGAUAGGACUGCGAAAUUUGAGAGAGCUGCGGACUCUUGCAAUGAUGGUGGACUACAUGGCGUCCAACGACACACUGAGGGCGAUGGACGUGGCAGUCCAGCGGAUGAAGUCCAUCGAGGUCUUUGUGGCCCAAGGCAACUGGACCCAAGCGUCCCUGCUGGAACUUAUCCCGGCGGAGGGCGAACAACGGGCCUGGUUCAGGCAGGAGUUGAAAGCGGCGCAGCAAGAGGCGAAAUUGGAGAGCCGCAUGACCCAGGAUCAAUGGACCCGUCGACGAAGAGCAUGGGAGCCAGCGACAGGAGCCGGAGCCCCGUCAAACGACGAAAUGAAGAGAGAAGGCGAAAAAGGAGUCAAGCGAAUGGAGGAGUAUCAAGAACUUGAAGAGCUGGCACAGCGGAGUGUUGAAGCGAUGGCCGAGCAUGACGACCUGAAGGCCCUUCAUCAGAACCUGAGGGGGCAUUUCCUCGGGACAAGUUCGAUGAUCAAGAUCGAAAAGGCAUUCCUAAAGUCGCUGGUUCAGGCCGGUGAACUGCCCUGUGAUGUGGCAGUACAGGAGGUCAUCAAGGUUUGGAGCGUGCUUGAACAGGAGGCACCCCCGGAGUAUGAUAGUCACCUCAUGCAGGUCCUGGGGCUUCCGUCAACUCCUCUGGACUCUGUUUCCGGGGAGGUUGAAGGGCGGCUCUGGGGCACGCACCGAGGGGUGGAGAUCAGGGUGUUGCCUAACAACUUCAGCGGUGUUAGCGGUGUAAUGGUUGGCAAAGGCAGAAAGGACCAACCGGACUCCCUAUUCACUGCCGAGCGCCUUGAGAAACUCAACAAGGACAUGGUGAAGCAUAUGCUGAGUGGAAGGCGGCUGUAUGUGACGUUGGGUAAUGAGGAGUGGGCCAAGGAGCUUAUCGACACCCUGGAUUUGCCAGCAGGAGGAUCGCCAAGCCUUAGUGAAUGGAGGUUGGGAUUGAAGAAGCUUUUCUCAAAGCCGCUGACUCUGAACCUGGCUGGGGUGAUCUUGAAGACUUUGACCUUGCAUCGCCCUGGCCACCUUGGGAACUUCGUGCGGAGUUUCAUGUGCUGCGCUUUGGAGACUUUUCAGAAGUCAGCGGGCGCGGAGUUACUUCCUAUGGCACUUCCAGGGGGAGGAAGAGAGGAAAGUGAGCUGAUUGCCGCCCUCUCCGAAAGCGCCUUUGCUCCAGGCCCACUGACAGAUGAGGAGCUGGUAAGCUACGAGGAGAAGGCUAAGGACCUGGGGAAAGAAGCAUGGUUGUGGCUGCAAAUCGCGUUGAUGAAUGCUCUGUACUGUGGAGGAGGAACUAGCCGUGUGCUGACCGAGACCAUGGCAUACUCAAAGGACUGGACAGAUGCCCAGCAAGAAGUGGUGAAGAGGCAGCGAGAGAUGGCUGCUGCAUGGGUUCAGUCUGAGGAUGACAAACUUGUAGUUGGAAGUUGGGAUCAGUUGGCUGAAAAUUUAGACCACAUCUACACGGGGGGCCGGUUGAGCAAAUCCUACCCUUUAACUUUGGAGGCGAUUCGGCCGACCACCCCUGGAAAAGAUCAAGCCGGACGGAUCGAGCUUGCAGAAGUUGUGAGUGAGGAGAUGAAGCCAUAUGUGUUGGACCCGGGUUUGGUCAGGAUACCGGAUGACGAAGUGGUUCACCCACGGACUUCGGCUUCGGUACAGGUGAGCUCACAACAAGAGUGGGACCGAAUUGUGGAGUACUUGGUCGAGGCCCGCAUGCUUGAGAGAGAAAAGCCGGAGGAGACCUUGAGGUACAAGGGAGUAGCCGUCCGCAACGGGGCCUUCGGGGGGACUGGAGCACUUCCAUGCUCGCUGAACCUCCUCCAAGAACCCAGUCAUGACCCCGACCUCGCCAACAGCCAGGACGUCGUCCACAUAGAGGGCCACAAAGCCAUAGGCUCGAUCCAGAUCCUCAUAGGACUGUUUGACCAUCGAGUUCUCCUUGAGGACCACCUUCCACAGGUUCGGCUCAGGCGUUUGGAUCAGUUGAUAUCCAACUCCCUCCAGAUUCCAUUGAAGCUUGGACAACACUGA
Messenger RNA from Cladocopium goreaui, 3639 nucleotides. The record is from the annotation of a GenBank genome assembly. NCBI's taxonomy places the organism in Eukaryota, Dinophyceae, Suessiales, Symbiodiniaceae.